Molecule: messenger RNA, 1728 nt
Organism: Neurospora crassa OR74A
Lineage: Eukaryota; Fungi; Ascomycota; Sordariomycetes; Sordariales; Sordariaceae
Product: DUF1275 domain-containing protein
Exons: 1
Coding region: 446-1390 (314 amino acids)
Source: RefSeq, a predicted model, not a curated record
GUCCCGCGCUAACAAAUGAAGAAACCAGGUUGGAUGUAUACAUAGAAGCAGCGUGUGUUUCCGCAAUGUUACAAUGUGCCAUUCCGUCUCAUCCAUCCGAUCCCGGGACCUUCCGAACGGAAACGAGAUUGGACGGGAUGAAGAUGCGGUGAAUUUCUCCCGGCCAUCCCGUUCGUUGUUUUUGGCCUUUCCCGUCCCUCGAUUGUUUUCCAGAAUAAAUCAAGAUCAUCGACACUCAUCGACGGGCCGUGCCGGAUUUCCAUCAUCGUGGACCUCACCAAACGACCAAGAAGACGGAACUAAAACAAAACAAGCCUUGGCUUUUUACGUACAGCGGAGCUAUCCCAUAAUCGCCCUAAUCGAUUGCGUUAUUUGACGCCAAUUCUGACUCACUCAUUGUUGUCACCACCUCACUCCCCACGACGGGUAAAAAUACCCGGCAAAAAUGUAUCCUCCAACCGUGAACUCGUCUUGCUAUGGCACCAUCAACAACAACAACACCAAUGGCCCUCACAAUACCACCAUCCUCAACAACUCUGAAAUCGAACCGCUGCUACACCCAAGCGACCAGAUGCCAACAGGCACCAGGACGCCCGACCUGCCAGGCUUCCCCAAGGUCUCACUAGGGACGGCCCCCCCAUCAUCGCGAUGGCGCCGCCACCUCACCACCGACAUCGAUCGCAGCUACGCCGACGUGAUUCUCAUAAUCUGCUACCUGAUCACGGGCCUGCUGGACUCCUCCUCCAUCUCCAUCUGGGGCUCCUUUGUCUCCAUGCAAACCGGCAACACAGUCUAUGCCGGUCUCGGCCUGGCUGCUCCUAACGAAUCCGCACGCUUAAUAAAAUCCGUCACAUCCCUUGCUGCCUUUUGCCUUGGCUCGUUCUUGUUUAGUCGGUUCCACCGCCUCUGGGCCCCAAAACGCCGGUGGGUGCUCUGCGUGUCGUUCACGGCACAGUCUGCAUUUACCAUGGCGGCGGCGGCGGUUGUUACCAUGACGGGCAAGCCGCACUAUAGCGAAGACGUCGAGUGGCAUGUUUUGCUCCCGAUUGCGCUGUUAGCGUUUCAGAGCGGCGGGCAGGCCGUGACGAGUAGAGUGUUGAGAUACAAUGCGCUGACGAGCGUGGUAUUGACGAGUAUCUACUGCGAUUUGUUUUCGGAUGCGGACCUGUUCAAAUUGCAUAAUCGCGAGAGGAACCAAAGGGUGGGCGCGCCCGUGUUUCUGUUCUUGGGGGCGCUUUUUGGAGGGUUUUUUGCGCAUACGGCGUUUGGCGUCGCGGGCGCUUUGUGGAUGGCGUCGGGAUUGAAGUUGGUGGUUGUCGUGCUUUGGUUGGUUUGGCCUGCUAAGCCGAAGCCGGUGGUUGAAUAUCCUGAUGGACUUGAGACAGCUUGAACUGAGUCGGUGUGGACGAGGAGCUUGUUAUGGUCGACGGCCAUUGUUGUUCGAAAAAAACGCCCAGGCGCAAGUUGAGCCCGUUGAGCGAGCAAGUUUCUUGUCUCGUACUUUUGUUUGCAUUAGAGAGAUGUCGACUCCCACUAGACCGGUAGACUUGGUGGACAUAUAGACUUGGUGGUUCUCAUAGAUAGUAUCAUUCAUCCAAAUUCCUAAUAGAAUCUCAUCGUCAUCCUCGCUGCUCACACAAUCAAUGGGAUUGCACUCAAUCACAACUUUUCAACAUUACGCAAAGCCCACAACUCCUUGGGCCGACCAGCAGCAUCACAAGAAGAAAA